CGGCCUCUUUCCCGCUCUGCAGUUCCCGCCCCGCACACUGCUGGUGACGUCACAGGCGGCGAUGAUGGCUGAACCGGGCCCCGGGCGAUCUCUGGGCUCCUAUUCCCCGGUAGACUACAUGAGCAUUACCAGCUUCCCCCGACUGCCCGAGGAGGAGACCGGGGGCGAGCCCGUGCCGAGAACCGGGGAGGAUGACACCUUCCUGGGGGAGCAUGACUCCGACCCGGACGCCUUCCUUAGAUCUGCACGCCUGCAGCGGCUGCCAUCUUCAUCCUCCGAGAUGGGGAGCCAGGACGCGUCCCCCCUCAGAGAGACCAUCAAGGACCCUUUCAGCUCCGACUGCGGCUGUCGCCAGGAUGGUCUCACGGUCAUCAUCACCGCCUGCAUCACCUUUGCUCUUGGCGUCACAAUUGCGCUUAUAAUGCAGAUUUAUUUUGGGGACCCCCAGAUCUUCCACCAGGGGGCAGUAGUGAGCGACGCUUCCCACUGUACGGCCCUGGGUAUCGAAGUGUUGGAGAAGCGCGGCAGCUCCGUGGACGCCGCCAUCGCUACCGUCCUGUGUCUCGGGAUCGUGAAUCCGCACACGUCGGGCAUCGGAGGAGGGGGGGUGAUGCUCGUCCAUGACAUCAGGAACAACGUGACAGACGUCAUUGAUUUCCGGGAGACGGCGCCGUCCGGGAUACACAGCGAGCUCCUGCAGCACUGGAAACACAAGCCGGGGAUUCUGGUCGCAGUUCCGGGGAUGCUGAAGGGGUUGGCAAAGGCUCACGGCAUGUAUGGGAAGCUUCCGUGGUUGGAUGUAAUAUCUAAAGUGGAGGCGGUGGCCAGUGGAGGAUUUAACACAACGCAUGACCUGGCUAAGGCCAUCAGUGACCUGAAGGAAGACGAAUUGUCCAACGGCUUUCAAGAGAUUUUCUUCCCACAUGGGCUUCCCCUAACACCCGGAACGUUUGUCAGAAGACCCGACCUGGCAGCUGUUUUGCACGACGUUGCGACCCGAGGGGUGGAUGCCUUCUAUUCAAGCAACCUAACUGGAGAAAUGGUGAAUGAGGUUAAUGCACAAGGAGGCGUAAUAUCAGAGGACGACUUUACUAAUUAUAACGCAACUGUAGAGAAGCCUGUAGAAACCUUAUAUCAAGGCCAUCUGGUGUUUGCUCCUCCGGCCCCUCAUGCUGGCCCCGCACUUAUAAGUGCCCUCAAUAUUCUGGAAGGGGCAAACAUGACGAAGCACACGUCUCGUGCGAGUGCCCUGCAUUGGAUGGCAGAGUAAGGCAGAAGCGAGUUUUUUCCGGAAGAAGAUAAAUGAGUUCCAUGCGGCGUAUCCGAAAGAAUACGUUCCCUUCCAUUCCCUCCACGUGGGCCCAGCAGCGAGCCAAGCCCUGGUGGUGGGUCCGGACGACUUUAUUGUGGCCGUGGUCAGCUCUCUGAACCGGCCUUUCGGCAGCACCAUAAUGACUCCGUCCGGCAUCCUCCUCAACAGCCAAAUCCUGGACUUUUCCUGGAGCAAUAAUAGCAGCAACCUGUCCUCUCCGAACCCCCAAAACAUUGUUGAACCGGGGAAGAGGCCUCUGUCUUUUCUGCUGCCCACGGUGGUGAGACCGGCACACGGGCUUUGUGGAACGUACCUGUCUCUUGGUGGAUCCAAUGGGGAGCGAGCGUUGUCUGGCAUCACCCAGGUUCUCCUAAACGUCUUAUCAUUUAAUAGGAAUCUAAGUGACAGCGUAUCCCAGGGGCGACUCCAUCCCGAUCUCCAGACCAAUCUCCUGCAGAUUGACAGUGACUUCCCAGAAAACGACACCGAGGACCUGGAAUCCAGAGGACAUCAGGUGGACCGGACGCCCAUCUUGUCCUUGGUGCAUGGACUGCGCAGGAGUAAUGACCUCAUUAUCGGCAUUAAGGACCCUCGCAGCGUAGACGCAGAAGCCGCCACCAUUUUGUGAACUCGGACCCGAAUGUACUAAGUAUCCCGGACACUCUGGCCACGCCGCCCCUCUGGACUUUUUCUAACGGGUUUUUAAGGGGUAUUUUCACCUUUCGCCAUUACACACCGAUGACCAAACAUGAGGGGAUAUCUUCUCCAUAGGACGCCAGGAACGGAUUGUGGAGCGCCUACGUUAGUUUGGCUCCGAAAAAGGAAACGGGGAAAAAACGGGAAAUGAAUAGGAAAACUAAAAAUUUUAAAAUUAAGAUAAAAAAAUUGUUGUUCGAGGAGAAACGUUUGUGCAGAAAUCUGAAGAAAUGUCUUAAUUCUGCUCCAUUUCCACCUAUGGACGAGCCGGAGGCCGGGAUUUGGCUGCAGGGGAGGGACUCCGCUUGUCCCUCCGGGUCUCCUCGGCUUUUCAUUCAGAAAAGUUAUUUAUUUCAUGUGAAUUAGCACUUAUGGGGGAAACUAAUCAGACACCUCCGGAGAUAUUUAUGGAGGAACUUAUUAUUUUUUAUUUUUUUACUAUUUGGAUUAAGGUUAAAAAAAACAUUAGGGUGUGUUUCCUUUUUUAUUUAAUUUAUUUUUUCUUCUCUCCUUUAACUGCCGAAGUUAUCCUAGGUGGUAGGGAUGUCCCAAUACCAUUUUUAGGGAAUUCCUCCUAUCAAGUAGAUGCCCUCAUUAAGUUGUUUUCCUCAAUAAUUCUCCUCCAACAGAAAAUAAUAAUAAUCCCUCUCACCUUCCCUCUGCUCCUGAAGGACCUUCUCCUCUGCUCUGUUAGUGGUCAAGGACCUUCUCCUCUGCUCUGUUAGUGGUGAAGGACCUUCUCCUCCGAUCUGUUAGUGGUGAAGGACCUUCUCCUCUGCUCUGUUAGUGGUCAAGGGCCUUCUCCUCUGCUCUGUUAGUGGUGAAGGCCUUCUCCUCUGCUCUGUUACUGGUGAAGGCCUUCUCCUCUGCUCUGCUCUGUUAGUGGUGAAGGGCCUUCUCCUCUGCUCUGUUAGUGGUCAAGGACCUUUUCCUUUGCUCUGUUACUGAUGAAGAACCUUCUCCUCCGCUUUGUUAGUGGUGGAGGACCUUCUCCUUCACUCUGUUACUGAUGAAGGACCUUCUCAGCUCUUUUACUGUUGAAGGACCUUCUCCUCUGCUCCUUUAGUGGUGAAGGACAUUCUUUUCUGCACUGUUAGUUGUGAAGGACCUUCUUCUUUGCUCUGUUACAGGUAAAGAACCUUCUCCUCCACUCUUUUAGUGGUGAAGGACCUUCUCCUCAGCUCUGUUACUUGUGAAGGACCCUCUCCUCAGCUCUGUUAGUUGUGAAGGACCUUCUCCUCAGCUCUGUUACUGGUGAAGGACCUUCUUUGCUCUGUUACAGGUGAAGAACCUUCUCCUCCACUCUUUUAGUGGUGAAGGACCUUCUCCUCAGCUCUGUUACUUGUGAAGGACCUUCUCCUCAGCUCUGUUACUGGUGAAGGACUUCUCUGCUCUGUUACUGGUGAAGAACCUUCUUCUCUGCUCUGUUACAGGUGCAGGACCUUUUUCCUUAGCUCUUUUACUGGUGAAGGACCUUCUUCUUCGCUCUGUUACUGGUGAAGGACCUUCUCCUCUGAUCUGUUACUGGUGAAGGACCUUCUCCUCCGAUCUGUUAGUGGUGAAGGACCUUCUCCUCCGAUCUGUUAAUGGUGAAGGACCUUCUCCUCUGCUCUUUUAGUGGUGAAGGACCUUCUCCUCUGCUCUUUUAGUGGUGAAGGACCUUCUCCUCCGCUCUGUUACUGGUGAAGGACCUACUUUUCCACUCUGUUACUGGUGAAGGACCUUCUCCUCUGCUCUGUUACUGGUGAAGGACCUUCUCCUCUGCUCUGUUACUGGUGAAGGACCUUCUUUUCUGCUCUGUUAGUGGUGAAGAACCUUCUCCUCUGCUCUGUUAUUGGUGCAGGACCUUUGUCUUAGCUCUUUUACUGGUGAAGUACCUUCUCCUUCGUUCUGUUACUGGUGACGGACCUUCUCCUCUGAUCUGUUAGUGGUAUAGGACCUUCUCCUUGUUACGCUGAGCGCUCCGGGCACCCUGCUUACCUCGGUGCGCUCACAGCGUGUGUCCCCAGGCAGCGCUCCGGUCACCCGGUCUCGGCGUGCGUGUCCCGCUCUAUAGGGCGCGCGCGUGCCGGGACUCUUAAAUUUAAUGGGCCAGUGCAUCACAGUACCAUCUCCUCCCACAGCUUCCUGACGGAUCUUAGUGCCCUAGAGAAAGCGUUUGUGUGUAUUCCCUGCCUGUUGCUGAACCUGUUGCUAUUGACUACCGCCUGAGAACCGUUGCCGCCUGCCCUGACCUUUUGCUACGUCUGACCUCGCCUCUGCCGGAUCCUAUUGUACCUUGCCUCAUCUCAGCAGCCAGAGAGGUUGAGCCACUACUGGGUGGAACGACCCUGGGGUUACCUGCCGCAGCAAGACCAUCCCGCCUUGUGGCGGGCUCUUGUGAAAACCAGUAACUCCUUAGACUCCAUUCCCCUGGUACAGCCCACGUCAUCUCCUCUCUGGCACAGCAGAUCCACCUCCUGCUCCUGCUAGCUCCUGCCAGUCCGGAUCCUGACAGUAAGAUCCGGCCAUGGAUCCCACUGAGGUGCCUCUACCUAGCCUCUCGGAUCUCACGUCCAUUGUGGCCCAGCAGUCGCAGCAGAUUACCCACCAAGGUCAACAGCUGGCUCAGUUGACCGCCAUGUUUCAGCAACUCCUGCCAGCUCAGCAGCAACCGUCACCCCCACCUGCACCUGCUUCACCACCACUGCCAUCUCCAGCUCCAGAAUCCGCUUGUCCAUGCCAGCCAAGUAUGACGUGAUCCCAAGCUGUGACGCGGAUUUUUGUCGCAAUGCUCCCUCCAUCUUGAGAUGUUGGACGACCAGUUUUCCUCUGAGCGUGCCAAGGUGGCGUUUGUAGUCAGCCUGCUCUCUGGGAAGGCCCUGGCCUGGGCUACACCUCUUUUGGAUCGCAAGGAUCCUGCCACUGCAAGUGUCCAGAGUUUCUUCCGGGAAUUCCGGAGUGUCUUUGAGGAGCCAGCCCGGGUUUCCUCUGCAGAGACUGCAUUACUGAACUUGACCCAGGGAAGUUCUUCAGUGGGCGAUUACGCCAUCCGUUUCCAUACCCUUGCUUCUGAACUCUCCUGGAAUAAUGAGGCACUCUGUGCCACAUUCAAGAAAGGCUUAUCCAGCGAUAUAAAGGAUGUCUUAGCCGCACGAGAAAUGCCUACCUCCCUGGGUGACCUCAUCCACUUGGCCACCAGGAUUGAUUUGCGUUUCGCUGAGAGACGGGAGGAACUUCUUCAGGAAAAGGGAAAUGUUCACCCCAGACGCUAUCCUCGUUUGGCUCCUGUCCUCCUGCAUCCACCGCAACCCUCUACUGGGCCUCCCGCCGAGGUAGCCAUGCCGGUGGAUCGGUCUCGCCUGACCACUCAAGAGAGGAACCGCCGCAGAAACGAGAACCUCUGUUUGUACUGUGCUAGUACAGAGCACUUCCUAAAAGACUGUUCUCUCCGUCCACCGCGCCAGGGAAACGCGCGCACCCUAGUUAACGUUAGACAGGCGUUUCUAGGUGUGAAUACCACCUUUCCACGGCUUACUGUAUCCGUGCGGAUUUCAGUAUCUUCCAAGACAUCCUUUGCUGCCACCGCCUUUCUGGAUUCCGGCUCCGCCGGUAACUUCAUAGACGCCUCGCUGGUCAGCAAGUUCAACAUCCCUGUGGUUCGUGUGCAAAAGUCCUUCUUCAUCUCUGCUGUCAAUGGAGAGAGACUUGACGGCACUGUGCAGUUUCGUACUCAGCCCCUCUAGAUGGAUAUUGGAGUCCUGCAUUCAGAGAAAUUGGAGUUCUAUGUGUUACCUCACUGCACCUCUGAACUUCUUUUAGGACUGCCUUGGCUCCAGCGCCAUUGUCCUAUUCUGGAUUGGUCCUCCGGAGAGGUCCGAAGGUGGGGUUCUUCUUGUUUCGGCAGAUGUUUCAAGCCGGUUCAAGCCAAGUUUGCACCUAUUGUCUCCUCGUCCUCCAGGCCUGCCUGAACCAUAUAUGGACUCUGCGGACGUUUUCUGUAAGAAACAAGCAGAGGUGUUGCCUCCACACGGGCCAUAUGACUGCCCCAUUGACUUGCAGCCUGGUACCACUCCGCCUAGGGGAAGAAUCUUCCCUCUUUCUCCUCCAGAGACUCUUGCCAUGUCUGAAUACAUUCAGGAGAAUUUACAGAGAGGGUUUAUCAGGAAAUCCUCCUCUCCAGCCGGAGCUGGAUUCUUUUUUGUUACCAAGAAAGACGGCACUCAUCGGCCGUGCAUUGAUUAUUGGGGACUUAACAGCAUUACCAUCAAGAACCGUUACACUCUUCCCCUGAUUGCUGAACUUUUUGACCGUCUACAAGGCUCCAAGUUCUUCACUUAGAGGGGCCUACAAUCUUAUUCGAAUUCGAGAGGGUGACGAAUGGAAGACCGAUUUUAAUACCCGAGAUGGUCAUUUUGAGUAUCUGGUCAUGCCCUUCGGACUCUGCAAUGCACCUGCCGUCUUCUAAGACUUCGUUAAUGACAUUUUCAGAGACCUGCGCUACACCUGUGUGGUAGUAUACCUAGAUGACAUGCGUGUGCAUGUCCGUCUUGUACUUUCCUGUCUGAGGAAGAAUCAUCGUCUGUAUGCUAAAUUUGAAAAGUGCCAGUUUGAUCGUACCAGCCUUCCCUUCCUGGGGUACAUGAUUUCUUCCAAGGGUCUUCAAAUGGAUCCUGACAAGCUUUCUGCAGUCCUGGACUAGCCUUGUCCCUCUGGCCUAUGGGCCAUACAGCGAUUUCUAGGUUUCGCUAACUACUACAGACAGUUCACUUACGUAUCUCCCCUUCGUCGCCUGAAAGUACUAAAGUGGGGACAUUCUUCCUUGCUGGCCGGUCAUCCCGGUAUCCGGAAGACCCUUCUUCUCAUCUCCAGACAGUAUUGGUGGCCGUCCAUGGAGAGGGUCGUAACUGAGUUUGUCCAAGCUUGUGCAGUCUGCGCCCAGGACAAGACUCCAUGCCUGAAACCAGCCGGUUUGCUCCACCCUCUCCCAGUUCCUGAGACUCCAUGGUCUCAUAUCGCCAUGGACUUUGUCACCGAUCUGCCACCCUCUCAUGGCAAGACUGUUGUUUGGGUGGUGGUGGACCGUUUCUCCAAAAUGGCACACUUCGUUCCCUUGUCUUCUCUCCCUUCUGCGCCUCAGCUGGUGAGACAGUUCCUUAGCCACAUCUUUCGCCUCCAUGGACUACCAACCCAUAUUGUAUCCAACAGAGGGGUUCAGUUUGUCUCAAUAUUCUGGAGAGCUUUCUGUGGACAACUAAAGAUAAAGCUGGACUUCUCAUCUUCUUACCAUCCUCAGUCCAACGGACAAGUGGAACGCAUCAAUCAGAUUUUGGGAGACUAUCUACGGCACUUUGUCUCUUCCCGCCAGGAUGAUUGGGUGGAUCUCCUACCAUGAGCAGAGUUCUCCUACAACCACAAAUAAUCUUCUGCCACUUCUAAGUCUCUUUUCUUUGUGGUGUAUGGCCGCCACCCUUUGCCGCCUUUGCCUUUGUCUACUUCCUCCGGAGUCCCAGCUGUGGACGAAUUAGUACGGGACUUUUCUGCCAUUUGGCGAGAGACUCGUCUCUCUCUUCUCCAGGCCUCUGCCCGCAUGAAAAUCCACGCCGACAAGAAACGUCCGGCCCCUCCAGUUUUCGUCCCAGGAGACAAGGUGUGGUUGUCCGCCAAAUUUGUACAUUUUAAGAUCCCAAGUUAUAAAUUGGGCCCCCGCUACUUGGGUCCUUACAAGGUCAAGAAAAGGAUCAACCCUGUGUCCUAUCAACUCCAUCUCCCUCCAUCUCUCCCGAUUUCCAACAGCUUCCUUGUGUCUCAUUCUGAAACCUGCCGUAUUUAAUCGCUACUCCCCCAAGGAUCUUCCUCCUACCCCAGUCUCUGGUACCUCAGAUGUCUUUUCCGUUAAACAAAUCUUGGCCGUUAAAUCAGUCAGGGGAAAGAAAUUUUUUCUGGUUGACUGGGACGGCUGCGGUCCUGAGGAGAGAUCUUGGGAGCCAGAGAAGAACAUCCUGGACGGCAGUCUCAUUCUCAAGUUCUUGGGUACCAAAUAGAGCGGGAGACCUCGGUGCGCUCACAGCGUGUGUCCCCAGGCAGCGCUCCGGUCACCCGGUCUCGGCGUGCGCGUCCCCACUCUAUAGGGCGUGCGCGUGCCGGAACUCUUAAAUUUAAAGGGCCAGUGCAUCAGUGAUUGGUGCCUGGUCCAAAGUGGUUAAUCUAGGGUUAAAGGUUCUGCUUUGACUUAAUUAGGCCUACACCUGUGCACUGCCUAUAAGUACCAUCUCCUCCCACAGCUUCCUGCGGAUCUUUGUUGCCUUAGUGCCCUAGAGAAAGCGUUUGUGUGUAUUCCCUGCCUGUUGCUGAACCCCUUGCUAUUGACUACCGCCUGAGAACCGUUGCCGCCUGCCCUGGCCAUUUGCUACAUCUGACUUGGCCUGUGCCUGAUCCUCUUGUACCUUGCCUCAUCUCCGCUGCCAGAGAGGUUGAGUCGCUACUGGGUGGAACGACCUGGGGGUUACCUGCCGCAGCAAGACCAUCCCGCUUUGCGGCGGGCUCUGGUGAAAACCAGUAACUCCUUAGACUCCGUUCCCCUGGUACAGCCCACGUCAUCUCCUCUCUGGCACAGCGGAUCCACCUCCUGCUCCUGCCAGCUCCUGCCAGUCCGGAUCCUGACACUCCUCCACUCUAUUAGUGGUGAAGGACCUUCUUCUCUGCUCUGUUACUGGUGAAGGACCUUCUCCUCUGCUCUGUUAGUGGUGAAUGAUCUUCUCCUCCGAUCUGUUCCUGGUGAAGAACCUUCUCCUCUGCUCUGUUCCUGGUGAAGAACCUUCUCCUCUGUUCUGUUACUGGUGAAGGACCUUCUUCUCAGCUCUGUAAGUGGUGAAGGACCUUCUCCUACGCUUUGUUACAGGUAAAGGACCUUCUCCUCCACUCUUACUGGUGAAGGACCUACUUUUCCACUCUGUUAGUGGUGAAGGACCUUCUCCUAUGCUCUGUUACUGGUGAAGGACCUUUUCCUCUGCUCUGUUACUGGUGAAGGGCCUUCUCCUCAGCUCUGUUACUGGUGAAGAACUUUUUUCUCCACUCUGCUAGUGGUGAAGGACCUUCUUUUCUGCUCUGUUAGUUGUGAAGGACCUUCUUCUUUGCUCUGUUACAGGUGAAGAACCUUCUCCUCCACUCUGUUAGUGGUGAAGGACCUUCUCCUUCACUCUGUUACUGGUGAAGGACCUUCUCCUCAGCUCUGUUACUUGUGAAGGACCUUCUCUUCAGCUCUGUUACUGGUGAAGGACCUUCUCCGAUCUGUUACUGGUGAAGGACCUUCUUCUCUGCUCUGUUACUGGUGAAGGACCUUCUUCUCUGCUCUGUUAGUGGUGAAGGCCUUCUCCUCUGCUCUGUUACUGGUGAAGGACCUUCUUCUCUGCUCUGUUAGUGGUGAAGGACCUUCUUCUCUGCUCUGUUACUUGUGAAGGACCUUCUCUUCAGCUCUGUUACUGGUGAAGGACCUUCUCUGCUCUGUUAGUGGUGAAGGACCUUCUCUGCUCUGUUACUGGGGAAGGACCUUCUUCUCUGCUCUGUUAGUGGUGAAGGACCUUCUUCUCUGCUCUGUUAGUGGUGAAGGACCUUCUCCUCAGCUCUGUUAGUGGUGAAGGACCUUCUUCUCUGCUCUGUUAGUGGUGAAGGACCUUCUCCUCAGCUCUGUUACUGGUGAAGAACCUUCUCCUCCACUCUGUUACUGGUGCAGGACCUUUUCCUUAGCUCUUUUGCUGGUGAAGGACCUUCUCCUCCGAUCUGUCACUGUUGAAGGACCUUCUCCUGCACCCUAGCACAUCGCAUAAUGGAGUGAAUGAUGAACAGGGUGUAGAAUGGGAGCGUUUUUUAUUUUUAUGAAAGGGACCUGUAUCGGUAUUGGUUCAUCCCUACUGGUAGGGUUUGGGGUCAUUCACUGGAAAUAUUUGUAGGGUAGUUUUUGGUUAUUUUUCCGCACCUGUCACAAUGAUGAUCACUGUGUAACAAAAGGUUAUUGUGAACACCUCAAACACCCGUGUGGUCUUAUUAACGAAUCCGGUUGGUAUUUGCACAUUGUAUGGGGUGGUUAUAGGAGUAUACAUGUUACUGUGCGAUAUUAGGGGCAGUCAUCAAGAUCUGUCUACGUGGUAGACAUUGUUCUGCAUUGAGAGAGAUUGGACACCAAAGUCCAGUGGUCUCCAAACUGUAGACCUCCAACUGUUGCAAAACUUCAACUCCCAGCAUGCCUAGAGAGCCAACCGCUGUCCGUGCAUGCUGGGAGUUGUAGUUUUGUAACAGCUGGAGGCACCCUGGUUGGGAAACACUGUCCUAGAGACAACUUCCAGCAUGCCUGGACAGACAAAGGCUUCUGAGAUAAGAGGGAAGCCUUGAUUUAUCUUAUAGGGACAGUGUCUAUCCUCUGGAGGGGGCAGACAGACCUUUGGCUAUCCGGACAUGCCGGAAGUUGUAGUUUGUAACAGCUGAAGGCCCCCAUUCUUUGGGAAACACUGUCUUAGGGACAAUUCAUAGCAUUCCCCGACAGCCAAAAGCUGCUGAGAUAAGAGGAAAGCCUUGAUUUACUUUUCAUGGGCUGUGUGGAUCCUCUGGGGGAGGUAGACAGGCUGUUGGCUGUCCAGGCAUGCUGGGUGUUGUAGUUUUCUACACUUUGGAGACCUCUGACAUGGUCUGUAGAUCCUGCCACAAAAUGGGCGAAUAACAUGUUGCUUUGCUCGGUGCCAUUACUUGUCCGGACAGGGAACAUGCAUAUAGAAUAACCUUGUGCCAAAUGUAAGAUCCCUGUUCUGCAUGAAUCCAGAUUCUAGAUCUGAUCGUCUUAAAUCUUCUGUGAUCAUGAAUUCGCUUUCAGCCGCUGCAGAGGACGAAACGCUCGGGUUGUCUGUGGCUUCUAAAUUCUUGCGAUCUGUGUUCCCAAAUCUAUAAAAAAUAUAUGUAUUGAAAAUCGA
This is a messenger RNA of Hyla sarda, 10947 nucleotides long. RefSeq names its product gamma-glutamyltransferase 7 (gene GGT7). NCBI's taxonomy places the organism in Eukaryota, Metazoa, Chordata, Amphibia, Anura, Hylidae. The record is from RefSeq and is a predicted model, not a curated record. Gene Ontology annotation, molecular function: glutathione gamma-glutamate hydrolase. Gene Ontology annotation, cellular component: plasma membrane. Gene Ontology annotation, biological process: glutathione catabolic process.